GAUUGCAAAGCCGAAAACCUAAAAUGCAAGCAUUGUGGAAGAAAGGGACAUGUAGCCAUCGUAUGCUUCCAACAAGCGAAGAAGAUAAAACAAUUGAAAGAGGAGGAUGAAGAAGAAGAGGAGGAAGAAAAUGAAGAGAAAAAUGAACUGGAAGAAUAUACAAUAAAUAGCAUUAAGAAACUGGAUACCACUCAUUGCAAUAAAUACAUGAAGUAUAAUAAAUUAUUCGAACCGACUUUGGGGAAGAUACCCAAUACAAAAUGCAAUCUGAACUUGAAAAAGGAGACAAAACCAAUAUUCAUACGCCCAAGACCAGUGCCAUACGCCUUAAAAGAGAGAAUAGAAGCCGAAAUUGAUCGUCUCGAGAAACUGGAAAUCAUUGAAAAAACAACUUACUCAGAAUGGGGAAGUCCCAUAGUACCCGUGGUAAAACCUAGCGGUGAAAUUAGAUUAUGUGCCGAUUACAAAGCUACGAUUAAUAAAAAUUUAGAAGAUGACAAUUAUCCAAUACCAAGAAUCGAUGACUUAUUCUCAAAAUUAGGUGGUGGAAAAUAUUUUUGUACAUUGGACAUAAAUCAAGCAUAUUUACAUAUGGAGGUUACAGAAGAAAGUUCAAAAAUUCAAACGAUCACAACACAUAAAGGAAAUUAUCUA
Messenger RNA from Onthophagus taurus, 654 nucleotides. The record is from RefSeq and is a predicted model, not a curated record. Lineage: Eukaryota; Metazoa; Arthropoda; Insecta; Coleoptera; Scarabaeidae.